CCAAGGCACGCAUAUUAACUUCCAAGAAAGUUUUAAGAGCUUCCUUUCCAAUUGGUCGAAACUGUGAGGUAAGAGGUGCAUCCGCACUGCACCUGUGCUGAGAUCUGCUCAGAUAGGUGUAUAUUAGGGGAUUGCAGCUACGCUUCAACCUCCAAGUCAGAUUGCAUAGCGGACCCGUUCCGCAAUGUCAGAUCAAAGUCAUGCGCCCACCAGCGCCUUUCCUAGCGUGCCUGCAGAGUACCAGGGCGUCUGGCGGAGGACUCUCCUCAGAAGCGCCGACGGGGCAGAGGACACAACCACCAGAGUGUUUUGGUUGCAGACCGCUCGCCACCAUGUGGAUAUUAGAGUGCCGGCAGAGCGUCCGUCUUUGGGCGGAGCAACGUCUCUCGCGGAGCUCAACAGAGAGCAGCUGAAUGGGCUAGCAUUGCAGCAAGGCUUCGGGGGCGUGACGGAAGUCAAAGGCGACGUCUGUCAGUGGACACGGCAGGCGGACUUUCAGCCGCCCACUGGAGACAAUGACAUUGGGCGCAUGGUUUUCAAGGGCCGGGUUCAAGUGCUGGAAUAUGGGGUGGAGAGCGACUACUUUGAGGACUGGGCACGAGAGCCUGGGUCGGACGGUGACAGCUUUGCGUUGGAGCGACUUUCAGACGACGGCAAGUCGCCGACAGUCCCGCUCACCAGGCUGCUCGUCGCGGGGGGCAAGUUCAUGUACAUAAGAGCCAGGCACGGGGACACCCUGCCAAAGAGCGCGAGCUUCUCGGAGCUGGCUGCAAACCUCAGUGACGAUGAGCUGCGAAGGGCAUUGGACUUCGAGAUUUCGUACGGUUCCAUAGACUCGCCCGGUCCGGAACCGCGCCGGUGGAUCGUCGACCUCUCCACUCUUCCAUGGCGUGAAGGAGAAGCAGCCCUUUCCAGCGAAGCAUUCCGAAACGUAUUGAAACACGCUCCAGGGGAGGUUGUCAGCGAAUCAGGAGACAACGAAGGCAGCAAGUGGAGAAUCUUGGACUUGACACAGUCUUCUAGCAGCUCGUAGCCCCCAAUUCAAGAGGCUGGCAACUAUAACACCGCGGCGUCACCACAGUGCCAGUAUAGCAAGCCAAUUAUGUGGGACAUGUAAUAAGAAGGGGACCACUCAUGCUCGAAAGAAAGCAGGGCCUGGCCAUGCUAAGUUACGAUCUCAAUCAGGUUUUAAGCAAGCACUCGUGCACGCAACCGUAGCGCUAGUCACACUCUACCUUACUAAAAAUAUUCACCGUAAGUAUCAGAUUGUUAACUUUGGCCAAGUGCACACAUGCAACGUGUCCAGAUUUUAGCUGGAUAUGUACGCAUGUGACUUGUGAUCGAACUAAGUGCGGAUGCACUCGAAUCUGGCAGCCGCAUGAGAGGCAAGGUCUGCCAAUACAGAUCAUUGCAGUACGCAAAUGCAUGC
Molecule: messenger RNA, 1429 nt
Organism: Klebsormidium nitens
Lineage: Eukaryota; Viridiplantae; Streptophyta; Klebsormidiophyceae; Klebsormidiales; Klebsormidiaceae
Source: the annotation of a GenBank genome assembly